CCAAAUCUUCUUCUCUCUCAGGCUGACGUAGCCUGACGAAAUCCAGAUCUCACAAACCCUCUCGCCGCACGCCGCCGCCGCAGGUGAAUUUCUUCGGUCGGGCUCGCCGCCAGGAACGCUGUCCGCAGCCAGUUUCCACGCGCCCCAGCCCAGAUCGUUGCGGCGGCGGUUCCGAGUUCCAGGCACAAAUCGCCCGCUGCUACGCUCUGCCUUUCGGCGGAUUCCCUGCCCGUAUCCUAAGAAUCCCAGCAGGGUUUGCUUGUCUGCGUGAUGGCGGAGCAGCCCAGGGAGAAGACGGCCAACACGGCGGCGGCCAGCCUCACCGACGACCUCAUCGUCGACAUCCUGUCGCGGCUCCCCGUCAAGUCGCUGUGCCGCUGCAAGUGCGUCUCCCCGCACUGGCGCGACCUCAUCUCCCACCCUGACCACCGCCGCCGGCUCCCCCAGACCCUCGCCGGCUUCUUCCGCGACGACUUCAACGACGGCCGCGAGGUGUGGCGAUUCACCAAUCUCUGCGAGGCGCGCCAGCCUCCCCUGAUCAGCACACCCUUCGCCUUCAUGCCCGGGUACGAGGACGCCGCAAUCGUGGACGCCUGCAACGGCCUCCUCCUCUGCCGGCCUCCCAAGGGAUCCCCGCACCACUUGUCCCGAUACGUCGUGUGCAAUCCGGCUACCAAGAGCUGGGUUGUCUUGCCCGACUCCGGCAGCCAUGGUGACGAUGUUGAAGAUGAUGAGCCGUUUGUUGCCCGUUUGGGUUUCGAUCCCGCUGUUUCCGUGCACUUCCAUGUGUUUGAGUUUGUUGAGAAUACUUACGGUACUGUGGCAGGGGUGGAGAUCUAUUCGUCUGAAGUUGGAGCAUGGAGUUACAAGGAGAGUCAGUGGAACUAUGAGACUCACUUAUUUGAAUUUUCUCCAAGUGUCUUUCUCAAUGGCCUUCUGCAUUUCUCCACCAUUCAGUUCGAGGUAGUGGCUGUAGAUGUGGUGGGGGAGUCAUGGUGGGUGCUUCCUGCGCCAGAAGAUCCUGAUGAUGUUGAUGAUCGUGCUAAUUGGGAUCCUGGUUUUCUUGGUCGGUACCAAGGACAUUUGUGUUACAUGACUUUGUGUUACAAUGUAAGGGAUCUAUCAAUCUGGGUUCUUGAGGAUUAUGGUGAGGAUGGAUGGGUAUUGAAGCGUCAGGUGACUGUUCGACAACUGACAGAAAAGAUAAGUCCACCCGAAAGCUACUACUACCAUUUGAUCACAGUUCAUCCAGAUUGCAAUUGGAUACUUUAUGUUACUGGUUUGGAGAGCAUGCUCAUGGCAUAUGACAUGGAUCACGAUGAAGUGCAUGUUAUCCAAAAUCUUCGGUCACGCUCUGAGAUGUCAUGUAUUCCGUAUGUUCCUUUCUAUGCAAAAUCAUUGACAGAAGGAUAACGAAAAUUCACCAAGUGUCUUUCUCAAUGGCCUUCUGCAUUCUUCCACCAUUCAGUUUGAGGUACUGGCUGUAGAUGCUACUGAUGAAUGGGCACUGAAGCGUCAGGUAAUGUUUUAACAGCUGAUGUAAAAGUUAAGUCCACCCAAAAGCCACUACUACUAUUUGAUUAUUUGAUAACAAUCCAUCCAGAUUGCAAUUGGAUUCUUUAUAUAACUGGCUGGGAAAGCAUGCUCAUGGCAUAUGACAUGGAUCGCAAUGAAAAGUGCAUGUUAUCCAGAAUCUUGGGUCAAGCUCUGUGAUGUCGUGUAUUCCGUACGUUCCUUUGUAUGCAAAAUCAUUGACAGAUGGAAAUUGAUUGUCUCUUUACACUGCCUUUGAUCCGUCUGUUACCUUAAAGUGAUGUUUGAACUUCACUAGAGCUGGGUCUUCACUUACAAACAGCAUUGUGAGUUAACUUUCUUGAUCUGGGUGGUUGUUUGUUUCGUUGCUUAUUUUUUUCAAAACAAGUUUCUUUUUGUAGCUGCCUGAUGUUGCUAUCUUGUAAACUAGCUCUGCAUCAGCUAUUUAUUUUAGGGAAUUGAAUUAAUGCUAUUUAUUUUGUCAAAUUGUAUUUUUGUUGGUGAUUGUGUGCUCCAUGUGGAGAACAGAGAACACUAUCUUGUUCAGUUUCUAGAGAUGUUAUUAACUUUUUUGUUCUGCACCUUACUAUAUUGCAAGUACUUAAAUUUGGAUGUCUCACAUUUUGUUUUUA
This is a messenger RNA of Setaria italica (foxtail millet), 2165 nucleotides long. Its product is annotated as putative F-box protein At5g52610. Lineage: Eukaryota; Viridiplantae; Streptophyta; Magnoliopsida; Poales; Poaceae. The record is from RefSeq and is a predicted model, not a curated record. Gene Ontology annotation, molecular function: protein binding. The coding region runs from base 271 to 1413 and encodes 380 amino acids. The transcript has 2 exons.